Molecule: messenger RNA, 5049 nt
Organism: Marchantia polymorpha subsp. ruderalis
Lineage: Eukaryota; Viridiplantae; Streptophyta; Marchantiopsida; Marchantiales; Marchantiaceae
Source: the annotation of a GenBank genome assembly
GCUGACAGUAGUGCGUAGGGAACGUUAGGGUAGACACUGGGCCGGGGGAGGUUCUGCGGAAGAAGAGCAGCGCAGAAGAAUUAGGUCGCUCGGGAAAUCAUCGGCACGAGCUCGGACCUCGAAUCUCGAAGCUGCAAGAAGGACGUCGCUGAAGAGAGUUCGUUCUUGCGCCAGGCAGAGAGGGCGGGGAGGAGUUCGAUGCUGUGGAAAGCGCGAGUGAGCAGAUGCUGACACAGGCUGCGAGAGAGUAGCGAAGAAACUGAGGAGGAGGAGAAGGAGGAGGAGGAAUUGGACUUGAGGAGGAAUUGGACUUGAGGAGGAACUUGCGAGUGGGGAGCAAGCGAGUGAAUCGGGUGACGAAGACGUGAUUGGGACUGCGUGCGCGAGGUGCCGGUAGAUGGCCUGAGCAGGGAAGGUUGCGCGUUUGUCAAUUUAGGGUUUCGUGGAUGGCAGUGGGAUAAGAGGAGGCGAGUGGUUUUGCUGUGUCUGUUUUCCCACCUCUCGUCUCGUGAAAGUUCUGAAAUUUGAGUCGCAGGUUCUGCUGCAGUAAUUUGCGUCGAGAUGGAGGUCAUGGAUGCGGAUAUCGCGAGGGUUCAGGAAGAGCGAAGGAAGAAGGAGCAGGAAUUGGCCGCUUUGACGUCGGUGAGUUUCGAUAAGGAUCUGUAUGGGGCAGGUAAUCGAUUUGAAGGGUACGAGCAGUCUAUUGCCGUGAAUGAGGAAGAUGAGGAGCCUCAGGAUGCGAUGGAGAGGGAGGUGGCGCGGAAGCUUGCCUCUUACACUGCUCCGAAAUCAGUCCUAGCGGAUCUUCCUCGAGGUGAAGUCACAGAUGAAGCUUUGGGAUUCAAAAAGCCUCAGAGAAUCAUUGAUCGCGAGGAUGAUUACAGGAAGAGGAGACUCAACCGUAUUUUAUCACCUGAUAGAAACGAUGCAUUCGCUAUGGGAGAUAAGACUCCCGACUCGUCCAUCAGAACCUACGCGGAUGUCAUGCGAGAGGAGACUCUGAAGCGUGACAAAGAGGAAACCUUGAGGUUGAUUGCCAAGAAGAAACAGGACGAGGCAGAAAAGAAAGCCUCUGAACCUGCUGCGCCGACUGAGAAGAAAACUCAUCUCCCCCCUCCUCCACCUGUAGCUCCUAGUUCCGCAGGUCAGAAGAGAAGAAAUCGGUGGGAUCAAAAUCAGGACCAGGAUGAGCCUAAGAAACCGAAAGUCGCCUCAGAGUGGGAUGCUCCUGAUGCCACUCCAGGUCCCAGUCGGUGGGAUGCAACCCCAACGCCGGGAAGGGUUGCUGUGGAUGCAACGCCCACAGUGGCACGAAGAAAUAGAUGGGACGAAACUCCUACACCUGGUAGAUUGGCCGAUGCAGAUGCUACGCCUGCCGGAGGAGUCACCCCUGGUGCCACUCCGGCGGGAAUGACUUGGGAUGCCACUCCCAAGCUGGGUGGAAUGGCCACUCCCACUCCAAAGAAACAGAGGUCUCGUUGGGACGAAACACCUGCCACCAUGGGAAGUGCUACUCCUUUGGUUGGAGCAACUCCAUCUGCAUUUACUCCUGGAGUCACUCCCAUGGGUGGAAUCGAGCUUGCAACUCCCACUCCAGGGCAGAUAGCUCUGAGGGGACCAAUGACCCCCGAGCAGUAUAACAUGCUUAGAUGGGAGAAAGAUAUUGAGGAGAGAAAUCGUCCUCUAUCGGACGAGGAACUCAACUCAAUGUUCCCCAUGGAAGGGUAUAAGGUUUUGGAUCCACCUGCGUCAUACAUCCCUAUCAGAACACCUGCUCGGAAAUUGCUCGCUACACCAACACCCCUGGGAGGGACUCCUUUGUAUGCGAUUCCCGAAGAGGAUCGUACUCAGCAGUUUGAUGUGCCGAAAGAAGCACCCGGCGGUCUGCCUUUCAUGAAACCCGAAGAUUACCAGUACUUUGGAGCUCUUCUGAAUGAAAAGGAAGAAGAAGAGAUGUCGGCCGAAGAAAGCAAGGAGCGGAAGAUCAUGAAGCUUUUGCUGAAGGUGAAGAAUGGUACUCCACCCCAGCGUAAAACAGCACUCAGGCAGUUGACUGAUAAGGCUCGAGAAUUCGGAGCUGGGCCCCUUUUCAACCAAAUUUUGCCCCUGCUAAUGUCUCCAACUCUAGAAGAUCAAGAGCGCCAUCUUCUCGUAAAAGUCAUCGACAGAGUUCUUUACAAAUUAGAUGAGCUAGUGCGACCUUUCGUGCAUAAAAUUCUGGUGGUCAUCGAACCUCUUCUCAUCGAUGAGGAUUACUACGCUCGUGUCGAGGGUAGAGAGAUAAUCUCAAACUUGAGUAAAGCUGCUGGUCUGGCCACCAUGAUUGCUGCAAUGAGGCCAGACAUUGACAACAUCGAUGAGUACGUGAGAAACACGACUGCGAGAGCUUUCAGUGUGGUGGCUUCAGCUUUGGGGAUCCCUGCUCUUCUUCCCUUCUUGAAAGCCGUUUGUCAAAGUAAGAAAUCAUGGCAAGCCCGACAUACUGGUAUCAAAAUUGUGCAGCAGAUCGCCAUUCUAAUGGGUUGUGCUGUGCUGCCGCAUUUGAGGUCUCUCGUGGAGAUUAUCGAGCACGGACUUAAUGAUGAGAAUCAAAAGGUCCGAACUAUUACUGCUCUGUCACUUGCCGCCUUGGCAGAGGCUGCUGCUCCUUACGGUAUCGAGAGUUUCGAUUCUGUCCUCAAGCCUCUCUGGAAGGGUAUCAGGUCUCAUCGAGGUAAAGUGUUGGCAGCGUUUUUGAAAGCUAUUGGAUUUAUCAUUCCUCUCAUGGAUGCAAUGUAUGCCUCUUACUACACCAAGGAGGUUAUGGUUAUUCUCAUUCGAGAGUUCCAGUCUCCUGAUGAGGAGAUGAAGAAGAUUGUGUUGAAGGUUGUGAAACAGUGUGUAAGUACCGAGGGAGUAGAAGCAGAUUACAUCAAGCAGGAGAUUCUACCGGAGUUCUUCCGCAACUUCUGGGUUCGCAGAAUGGCUCUUGAUCGUAGGAAUUACAGGCAGCUCGUUGACACAACCGUGGAGAUUGCCAACAAAGUCGGUGUUUCAGACAUCGUAGGCAGGGUAGUCGAGGACUUGAAGGACGAGAGUGAGCCUUACCGAAGAAUGGUCAUGGAGACCAUUGAGAAGGUGGUGGCUAACUUGGGUGCGUCGGAUAUAGAUGCUCGUCUGGAAGAGCUGCUGAUUGAUGGUAUUCUUUACGCAUUUCAAGAGCAAACCAGUGAUGACGCGAAUGUUAUGCUUAAUGGUUUUGGCACGGUUGUGAAUGCUUUGGGGCAAAGAGUGAAGCCAUACUUGCCUCAGAUUUGUGGUACUAUUAAGUGGCGACUUAACAACAAGAGUGCCAAGGUUCGACAACAAGCCGCAGACCUUAUUGCCAGAAUUGCAGUGGUCAUGAAGCAGUGCCACGAAGAGCAGUUGAUGGGGCAUUUGGGAGUGGUGUUGUACGAAUACCUCGGGGAGGAGUAUCCAGAAGUACUCGGUUCCAUUUUAGGAGCACUGAAGGCUAUAGUGAACGUCAUAGGUAUGACGAAGAUGACUCCACCUAUUAAGGAUCUUCUUCCUCGUCUGACUCCUAUAUUGAAGAACAGACACGAGAAGGUGCAGGAGAAUUGUAUCGAUUUGGUCGGUAGGAUUGCUGACAGGGGAGCAGAGUUUGUGCCUGCGCGUGAGUGGAUGAGGAUAUGCUUCGAGUUGUUGGAGAUGCUGAAAGCACACAAAAAGGGCAUUCGAAGAGCUACUGUGAAUACCUUUGGGUAUAUAGCCAAGGCAAUUGGUCCGCAAGAUGUGCUCGCCACCUUGCUGAACAACCUAAAGGUCCAGGAGCGACAGAACCGUGUCUGCACCACUGUGGCAAUUGCAAUUGUCGCUGAGACCUGUUCUCCAUUCACCGUCUUGCCAGCUCUGAUGAAUGAGUACCGUGUUCCAGAGUUGAACGUGCAAAAUGGUGUGUUGAAAUCCUUGUCCUUCCUGUUUGAGUACAUUGGGGAGAUGGGAAAGGAUUACAUCUAUGCCGUCACCCCUCUGCUAGAAGAUGCAUUGAUGGACAGGGAUCUUGUUCACCGACAAACUGCUGCAUCGGCUGUGAAGCACAUGGCCCUCGGUGUAGCAGGUUUGGGAUGUGAAGAUGCUUUGAUUCAUCUCCUGAACUAUGUGUGGCCCAACAUUUUUGAGACAUCCCCUCAUGUUAUCAAUGCUGUGAUGGAAGCUAUAGAGGGAAUGCGAGUGGCUCUGGGUCCUGCUAUUUUGCUGAGUUACUGCCUACAGGGGCUUUUCCACCCUGCGAGGAAGGUACGGGAGGUUUACUGGAAAAUAUACAACUCAUUGUACAUCGGAUCCCAGGAUGGAUUAGUAGCAGCUUAUCCAGUAUUAGAAGAUGAUGGCUAUAAUGUCUACAGUAGACCGGAGCUUAUGAUGUUUGUUUAGAGUGCCACACUCCAUACAUGGUCGUCAACCUCGCUCACAUAGCUGAUAUGAAGGUCUGAACGUCUUUUUGACUUCAGUAUUUAGAUACCUUCUGAAGCUUCGUUUGGCUUGCGAGAGGCCCACAGUUCACUGUUAUUCAUUUGUGUCAUAAACCUGUAAAUGGUAAUUAAAUCUCUGUUUCGGUUGCCAGAGUCCGAUAUUCUCUAUAUGGGUAGUGCUGGCGAACUUCAUCUUUCAAGAUUGUGCCCAGGAAAAUGCUGGUUCCUGAAUAAAAUGUUUUUAAACGUCUUCUUAGAAGACAGAUAGGGAAUGAAUUGAAUUCGUACUGAAUGCACAGACAUCUUCAGAGAUAUGUUUUGGGCAGUAAACUCAGUCAAGCUGUAUACACGCUGUAACAGGUUUGAAAGAGUUGAGAAUAGGAUUGUACUUUCAUCUUUAAUGGUCGUCCCCAAGAUACCUUUGAGACUUAUGAAGAAAAUUGAUACACUUUCGGGACAAGCCGAAGCAUUGUUGUCUUUAGGUGGAUAAGCUAUAUAUGAUGUGUCUUCAGCCACCUAGCGAAGCAUGUUAUCGUGCUGGCCGUAAUCUGUAUAUCUCACAUUGGAGCAAGGGCUUACACCCUCGAGUUUCAAGUGC